Messenger RNA from Tricharina praecox, 1011 nucleotides. RefSeq lists its product as uncharacterized. The record is from RefSeq and is a predicted model, not a curated record. The coding region runs from base 1 to 1011 and encodes 336 amino acids. The transcript has a single exon. NCBI's taxonomy places the organism in Eukaryota, Fungi, Ascomycota, Pezizomycetes, Pezizales, Pyronemataceae.
AUGUCUCACGCGAACGAAAACAUCGUUCUCGGUAUAGAACGGCCAUCACCCGCCGAGGUGAACCGCCUCAACGGCGAGAAGAUCAAGAACAUACCAUCUCGUGAAAAGCGAUCGGAUCACUCUCCCCAGCCGACUGUGAACGCCUCACUCCAGACAACCGUUGAGGCCUCCAGCAUCGCGCAUCCCCACAAUAUCACUCCCGACGAGACAGUCAAAGACUCUCCUCUGCACGAUGACCCUGCGAGGACCCGCCUGAUCGAGCUCCACCUCUGGGAAGGCUGCCAUCUCUCCGGGAUAGGCGCAACAGUCAGCCGGGAUCAUAUUAUCCCUACUGGCGGUUUGUCCUACGAACUAUUCGAAAUCAUCCACCUCGUGUGCCCGUUCGGCAUAUCCUGCUACUCCGUGUACCUUACCUCUGCACUCCUACACAUUUUCCAGUGUGCGUAUGCUCCCCUCGACCUGGAUCCCAUCCCCGAGAAUACGAAACUUCGCCAGUCCCUGUGCGCCAAGCUCACCAGUCUCAUCAUCCAAUACCUAUCCCCCAUGAACUACGAGGGAAUAUCCCUUCCCCUUCAGUUGCGCUUCCACGGCGAGACGACCACGUGGAAGCCGUACGGGUUCGUCGGUUCGAAUGUUUGGUGGACGCCGAAACGUCCCUCCACCGAUUUCGCCGAGGAGACGGCGUAUGCACUCUCGCUAGCCCAGGAGGCUGGGGACGCGGUGACGGACGAAGCCGAUUUCGAGUUCUGGUUGAUAUCGAUACGGCCCAGCGAGGCAGCUGUGAUCAAGACGACAGUGGCGGGGGAUCUCCUGGAGCCGCUGGAUGUGAAGAGAGUCGAGGAGCUGGGAAGCUUGGGCGGACCCCAGGACAAGCUAAGGAACGAGGUCACAAAGGUGUUUUGGAUGGCGAAACAGAGCGACAGGAUUGCGUUUGUGGAGGCGUUGGCUGGCCUCGUGGAAAUGGCCAAUAAGGAGUGGCGGGCAGGAAGUCCGAUCUUCCGCGCGGCUUAG